ACAAUUUUUAAUACUUGUUUUGAAGGAUAAAGUACAAGACCAAGCAAAUGGCUCGUGAUGACAGUUCCUCUUCUCGUACUUCUCGUCCUUAAUUGAGCCACCGAAGAUAAGGAAAUCCAAGUCAAAAGAAGUAGAUGUUGAAGAACCUCAUCCAACACCACCUAUUCAACAUCUAUCAAGGGAACUUCAUCGAGAUAAUCAAGUUAAUGUAGAAGGCGGCAUAGAGCACAUCACUUAUUAUUUUUUGGAACAGGUGACCGAGCAAUUCAAAACCAAGCUUCUGUGGCUUUAGGGAUUACCAUUAGGAGAGAGUACAUGUCUCAACUGGAUACUCCUCGCACAACUUGGGAUUGAUGAUGCAAUCCACUCUAAAGUACAGAAGUUUGAAUGGCUAAGUUGCUCUCUAUUCAAGAAAAUAUUUACUAGGUGCUUGUACUGGAGUUUAUUAGCACAUUUACCAUUCGAGAAGUGAGAGGUGCCACUGACCUUGAAGACAACAUCCAAUUACGACUAGCAGGAGAGCAUCGCCAACUGUCAAUCCGGGAAUUCACUAGAGCAAUGGAUUUUUACCCGGCGGAUUUCAUUGAUUCACCAUACACUUUUGCUACCUUUACAAGGGAAUCUGACUUCCCCUGCUUCAAGGCAUUUUAUGACUAUGAAGUCAAGAGAUCCGACAGUCGACCGUGGUAUGUCAAGCUAUCAAAAGCUAGUAGGUGAAACCAGAGUGGCGGCUCAUUCACCACGUGAUUGCUAGGUCCGUGGGAGGAAAGAACCAUAGCAAAGGCAACUUAACUGCCCGAGAUGUCACCUUCCUUUAUAGUAUGCAUCUACCCCAAUCUCUUCAUCUCAGUGUGGCUAUCUUAUCUAUAUUCAAGAUUUAUGAGACGGAUCAUCGGCUCGUCGCACUUCAUGGAGGAGUUUUUGUCACCCAUCUAGCCAAGUAUUUCCAAGUAGACUUCAGGGUCGUCCAAUUUUGAUUGGAUAGUAGGAACACUCCUAUAUCCUUCGAAGUCUUGAACUCAAAACUCAAAUUUCUUCAUCUGAACGACGAUGGCAUUUGGGGAGUACGGGGACUUCCUUCCAACCACUAAUACGUUGGACAUUGAGGGCACCGUGUUCUGUCUUUCGGAAGCUAGGGUGGCACGAGAGCGAAGAAGAUUUGCAACCGAGGGAGAUCAACUGGAGAGAGUAUAUGAAGGAGGAGAGUCACCCAUACCCACUCCUCAAUCGGUUCGCCCACAUUUCAACAAUGCAAGGGACUACCGAGUUGAAGCAAUUAUAGCGGCGAUCCUUCACAAUCAAGAAAGGGAGAAGGAAGUGUGGCUCCAUAUUGUGGCAUGCAUUCAUGCGAUCAUGAAGAAGAUGAACAUUCCGGUCGAAGAUGAACAUUCCGAGGAUGAUUGAGUGCUAGGUCCUUUCUUUAUUUUAAUUAAAACCAUGUUUAAUU
Messenger RNA from Linum trigynum, 1447 nucleotides. Lineage: Eukaryota; Viridiplantae; Streptophyta; Magnoliopsida; Malpighiales; Linaceae. The record is from the annotation of a GenBank genome assembly.